AGCAGAAAAAGCCGCCGUCUAUAUGUUACUGCACCGGGCAGGGAUUAUAUACUAUACGUCUACAAUGGUAUUAGCAGUAUCUAGUGUUGAUGUACAACAGACGCUCUCCUUGUUGGGGGCUGCAAAGGCAAACAACAGUUUCGUGUCUCUGCGUGUACUCUGCUCAACGAGAUCUAAAGAGGUGGUCGUACGUGCGAAAACUGCAAAAGCAGAAAUUAACGGUUGCGAUGUCAACUAGGGGUCCAGCGGCUCCCUGUCGGGACUCACGACAUCAGGAGGAUAGUGUUUUUGAACUACUGUUUUGACGAGCAAGAGCUUCUGACACUCUACUGCCUGCCGUAAACUCUCGUCACCUUGUCUUCGUGGCUCUCGAGUUGCACUGUACAUCUGGUGUAGUCGCAGUGUCAAGCUCAGACUAUACCAAGCUCUUUCAACGCCUGGUAUUUGGCUGCCUCUUGAGGGGUGUCGUGGUUAUCUUGCCUGGGCUCGCACCAAUAGCACCAGCGUCUAAUCCUCCCCUCGUGUCUGAUAACACAUCAUUCCAAAGGAUGUGUGCUCGCAUCACGUGUAUUUAUUGCAGACCAUUCACAUCUGAAAUCACAGGUUUCGAUCAUACAGCUGUCGGUACAUGGCGAUUGCGGAUGAUUAAACCAGCACAAGAGACCACUUGGAUGCCUGCGAUACAUGAUUCAUUUCGGGAUUUCUCGAGACAGGGUUGUUCCCAGCUGCUUUCGUCCUCUGCAUAGACGCAGCCACCACACCGACUUCUUUCACCUGGCGGUUCAUUGCUCUGUUGUUAGCUUCUGUUCAGGGUAAUCUGAGGUAUUCCACCACCUAAACAGUGGCUCUCAGAGCUGAAUACAAACACUCACCACGAUUCAGCAGCUAGCAAGUCACACUGAACCAGAUGGAUGGAUGAUCAGCCAAACAAGACAUCUCUCUUUCGCCGCGUUCGGGUCUGCCUAAAUGACUGUGCUGCAUAUGGGAACCGUCGAGACCAUGGGGUCAACAAACACGGAGAGGCGGACAUUCUUGGACACGCGCGCGGCGAUUCUGUUCAGUUUUCACUGUGAGGUUGACAGCCGGCGAAUGGAGAAACAUCACUGUCUUCUUGUGGGUGGCAAGUGCGACGCGCCGCUAUUCUGACUUCGUCUCUACUGGCGCCAAGAAGCAGGCGCUGGCUGGUGUGCUAGCUAGAACCGUGGCCGUGUCUCGUGAUUUCGGCUGCAUUCCAGGCAGUCUUAGGGCCGGCCGCGCAGCGGGUAGUCGAAAUAAUGCUUCGAACCAACGCGAAAUGCCGCGCGACGCAGCUGAGAACAAGCGGCCUCCGCGGGAAAUGAGUGGUCGGCUGGCUACCUACAGUUGAACAGUCAGAGCAGACACCCCGCCAACAGGCACAGACACUGAACGUCAGCAGAACGGCGAUAUGGCUUGUCGUCAGUUACUUUGUUCAGUACAAAAUCUUUUGUUUUAUUUCUUGCCUGACAUAUACUGCACUGACUUCGACACCAUGGAGCAAAGGCUGCCAAUUAUUCUACUUGUUCUCUCUGUGUUCUUCAGUUCAACCCCAAGCGCCGCCCUUUCGAGCCACAAUGGAGUCCCCGCUUAUCCAUCGUAUGCACAGGCAUCGCUCUCUUCCAACGGCGAGCCACGGCACAGGGGCAUACGCGGCAGCUUCCUCAUGCCCGUAAAGCCACACGCAAACGCUGAUGACUUCGCCUCCGACGACAACUACGAAACGCUGCCGAGUUUCGUGGAAGCUCCUGUCAGAGACCCGCGCCAAGUCCCUGGCAGAGGAGAAGCUGCUCUUGGCACAGAGGAGACUCCAGGACAACAGCCGCCGGUGGCUCUAGGCAGUGCAGAAGGGGAGGGGACCUCCACUAAUGAAUCCGCCUCCGAAAAUUCUGAAGAUGACACGUUUCACGAUGCCCUCCAAGAGCUUCCAGAGGAUGGCCUCGAAGUGCCCCCACCAAAUGCACAGGAGCUGCCCCCACCAAAUUCACAGGAGCUGCCCCCACCAAAUUCACAGGAGCUGCCCCCACCAAAUUCACAGGAGCUGCCCCCACCAAAUGCACAGGAGCUGCUCCCACCAACUGAACAGGAUCUGCCCCCACCAACUGAACAGGAGCUGCCCCCACCAGUGGGCGAAGGUCAAGGUCUGCAAGUCCCUGGGGAACAUGGACCACAGGGGCCCCCAGAUGAUGAUCAGCAGCUGCUUUUAGAGCCUACGGAAGAGCAACAGGAGGGCCCUCAGGAGCCGCUGCCACCGCCGCCGCCCCCGACUCAGGGCGAACAACCCGAAGGACAGCAGCCGCAGGGACCAGUUCGUCAAAAUUUUUUUCGUCGGGCGUUGGGGGCCGCAAGAAGCCGAUUCGGAGGUGCACGACGCCAUGUCAGUGGGGUGUUCCGAAGAGUCAGAGGUGGUUUGAACCGUAUAGUAGGUGGAGUGAGAAGUGGUUUCAGGCGUGCAAGAGAAGGUGUCGUUGGGGGAGUCCGUCGUUUAACAAGUGCUGCCAGUCAGGGUCUCCGUCGUGCAGGAGAAGGUUUACGUAGGGGUUUCACUCGUGUAAGAGGAGCUCUCAGAGGUCGUGGUCGUGCAGCAGAUGGUGCCAGUAGUGUAAGAGAAAGAUUCGGUGCCGCAAGCGGGAGAGUCAGAGACGCUUUCAGCGCGGGAUUGACGCGCCUCCGCAGGCGCGGCAGAACUAGUGGCGAGGAGGGCAGGCCCCUACUGGGCGAAGGAAGAGAGCAGGAUGAUGGAUCGCAAUAAUACGGGCAGCAUGCUGCUGGAUUCGGCGAAGACCGUUUCUCGUAAACGAGGCAGCGGGGUCCUCCAAAGUUGAGAAACCCGGUAAACGUGUGUGCGGUAACGGUGAUCGAGUUUGCAGAUGGUUCCUUGUGUACCACGUGGCUUCUCGAGACCAAUCGUGCUUUGUUAGGGUCUAGUAGUUCGACUGGAUUUUAUUGAACUGCAGGAAUGCUCGCAGAAGAGAAGCCGUGAGGCAAUGCAGGUUCUUGCGUCUGUGCGAGCAGGACUUGAGAGAUCCGUUGUGGUGGCAACCUUGUGCCUAUCUAUCCGAAGCCUCGCUGACUCGCAGAAAUAAGGGUCGAGAUCCAUGAGAGCUUUCUGGGUGGUGAGGCCAGGGCUUGUGUAGAACUUCGUGGGAAGAUGUGCUUGAGCUUCGUCAGCAACUUCACGGAGAGCGCCACCUGAUCUAAACAUCCGAACAUUUUUAGCUCGACAUGUUCACAGAAAUGUUAAUAGGUUGAGGCGUGUAAAGGUUGCUUCCGGGAAGACGAGUAAUCGUGUCACGCCAUGUUAGCGGUCAUGUCGCUGCCUCAUUGUAUUCGGGUGUCACUGUGCCUUCAAACAUCAGUCGUGGUUCAGCAGUGCCCGCUGACGUUCGACACAUGGAACUCCGGCGAGACUGUCUCGGCAAAUGUGACGCACUUUGUAUUCAUGUGGCAAACCGUUUCAACGCAAGAUAAUGUGUUUUCUUGUUAACCUCCACCAGCAUAUCCGGAACCGCUGCGGUUCUGCGUCGGAAAUGUGACACCCGGUGUCACGGCGUUCCUGGGGUGCCAGCAGUCAAUCUGUCUCUGGUUUUUGAUGUACCCAAAGAUGAAUUUCCGAGUUGGCUCUCGCAGCUGUGGACAACUCGGACGAAAGAAGACGGAAUUAGUGAAGUGCUCGAGGCUCCUGAAGAGGAAUCAGCAGUGCAGCAUAGUUACGCAUUACAGAAAGCGGUCAUGCUAAGACAUGGUGGUGGCCUGCCUCAUGUUUAUUACAGCGAUCCCUUUAUACCUUCUACCUUCUCGCGGUAUGAUGAGGUGCACAUGCUGCCCUUGAUGAGGAUAUCGAACGGCUUCUGCCAUAUCCUGCCCAUCCGUGACACUCUUCACUGCAGCGGUGGAUUCGGUGUUAGUAAGCGUGAAUGAUGCAGGGGUAAUCUUCAAACGCUGCUCAAGUCGACCCGAUACACGGAGUGAACUUGUACGGCUUCGUGUGUACACUUCCUGGAGUUGGUCAGUAGUGGCAAGAAGUCGGUUUUUCCCCACUGCCCGCAAUAUUACAGUUUCCUUUGCCAGCGGGUAAUAGCCGACAGUGUUGUUCAGAAGCAGCCAUACGCUGUCGGAAUUUUCUCACGCAAAUAGUUUUAGAUCGGUCAGACGGGACGCUACAACUGGGCUGCGGUGUCGCUGAUGUUCUUGCGCUUGGCUAGGCGGAUUUUGGGACAGUGCCUCGAUG
Molecule: messenger RNA, 4246 nt
Organism: Toxoplasma gondii ME49
Lineage: Eukaryota; Apicomplexa; Conoidasida; Eucoccidiorida; Sarcocystidae
Gene: ROP1
Product: rhoptry protein ROP1
Exons: 1
Coding region: 1427-2767 (446 amino acids)
Source: RefSeq, a predicted model, not a curated record